UUUCAGUUUAACUAUAAAUUGUUAUGUUGCAUCUGCUUUAAUAUGCUGCAAAUCAAUGGCAACGCGCUUAAACUGUUAAAUAAAAAAUGAGUCGUAGGAACUUGAAAAGGGUGGAUUACAGCAAAUUUUCUACAAGUUGCAAGUCCGAUAGCGAAGAUGAUUUUCAAGAUUCUCCUCCUUCUGUUACUAAAAAAGUGAAGACAAUAAAAGACAAGAAUAUACAAAAUAAGAAAACAGUUGUGAAAAAGAAUCAGUCAAAUUAUGCUUCAAACAGAACGUCUCGCACUUCAAAUGUAGAGGCUUUAUUUGAGCAAGAUGUGUUAACAGCAAUUGAAGUAUCUCGAAGCAAUAGUUUAAAUACCAAAAAGAAGAAAGAUAUUAUUAGUAUAUCUGAUAGUGAAGAGGAAGUUGUUAAUUUAUUAAAAAAGAAAAGAAAAAGUGUCCCGCUUGAAGAUAGCUCUGAAGAGGAAUCGUCCAGUUCCUGUCGUCUUGCUGAUACUGUAUUAAUUAUAAGACAUGAUGAUAAGAAGUCAGACACCCUAGAGAGUAAUAUAAAAGAAGAAUCAAAUGGGUCACCGCUAAAAAUGGAAAAGAAAGUAUCAAAACCAGUCGUCAAAAAUAAAGAAAACAAGAAAAAUGUAGCUAUUAACAAUUUACCUACAGAGGAUAUACGCAAAACAACGAAUAAUAACGGAAAUAAAAAAGGAUCGGUAACUCCAAAACAACUGCCAAACAAAAACAGUCCCGUUCUUAGCAGCAGUAAAGUUUUAACACCUGGAAGAUUGAGGCUUGGUCUUUCAAGAAAUAUAAGAAUUGCGAAACCGUUACAUUCUAAUGUGAAUAUGUAUCCAUGUUGACUGAUUGACUGGCUGACAACUGUCAAGUUUAGUAACAAAUUAAUGUUGAUGUCACUAUGGGGUCUAUUUUUCCAUUUUAAUCUGUAUAUAUUAAUUUUGUAAUAAAUUUUUAUUUAAAUAUUUAUUUUUAAUUUG
Molecule: messenger RNA, 992 nt
Organism: Hydractinia symbiolongicarpus
Lineage: Eukaryota; Metazoa; Cnidaria; Hydrozoa; Anthoathecata; Hydractiniidae
Exons: 7
Coding region: 87-857 (256 amino acids)
Source: RefSeq, a predicted model, not a curated record